UUUUUAUCAUAAGCAGAUAUGCCUUUUGUUGCAUUUGAUCUACAAGGUACUUUAUUUACUUUUAAUAAAGUAAUCGAUAAAAUACAAGAGACAUUAAAGAACACAAAGGUUCCUGAUAUAAUAACAUCAUCACAACAACAACAAACCGCCAAAAGGUUUUUUGAAUAUUGGUAUUAUAGUGCAUUAUGUGAAUAUAUAGCAUGUUCACAAGCAGGGACUUAUGAAUCAUUAAGAAACGUCAUGAACGCCACACUUGCACGCGCAUUCGUAUGCUAUUUUGAUGUAAAUGAAAUAGAGACCAUCCUGGAUGAACCUAGUAGAUGGAUAGAUUCCAUUAUGCAAGCAGCCUUUGAUGAUAUGGAGUUGGCUGUAGAUGCUAUAGAAGCUUUAAAUUUAUUAUUAAAGGAGAAUGAAGGACGAGAGUAUGGAUGGGAUAUUUGGAUUUUAUCUUCUUAUAGUGGAUUAAAAGAGACGAUAGAAUUAUUAAAAAGAACGGGUCUAUCAGCAUUUAUUGAAGAAGAAAAUAUAAUUAGCUGUGAUGACUUGAAGAUCUCAAAGCCACAUCCAAAAGUAUAUUCCGAGUUAAUGAGAACGGCCGUACAUAAAACAAAAAGGAUAGAGAGCUUUUACUUGAUUGGAUCUCAUGCUUAUGAUUUAGCUGGAGCAAAGAAUAUGUCCUUGAAAACAGUUUUUCUAAAUACGACAGAAAAGAUUUAUAUCCGCCCGUUGUAUGAUGAUCAUCAUAAACCCGAUUUAAUUGGAUCUAAUUUAGUAGAUUGUGUUAAAAAGAUGAUGGAAUAUGAAAACAUGAAAAAGCAUGGAGUUGUAUAACAAUAAUAGAGUGACCAAUAAGCACACAGCUAUAAAAGCUGAUUUACCCUAUUAGUCGGUACAAGUUAACAAAAAGAAAAAAAAAAGACUUCUUUUAUUAUUAUUAGUAGUAGUAAAGACAAAACUUAAAGUUAGGUCAAUACAAUAAAAGUAGGAAAAUAAAAACAAGGAAAGAGAAUAGAGUAGCAUCUAUCAUUUGUAGAUGGCUAUUGCUAUAUUAAAAAUAAUUAUAUCUCCGAUUAAAAUAGUAAAG
Messenger RNA from Cokeromyces recurvatus, 1084 nucleotides. RefSeq names its product HAD-like domain-containing protein. The record is from RefSeq and is a predicted model, not a curated record. Bases 19 to 831 code for a protein of 270 amino acids. The transcript has 3 exons. Lineage: Eukaryota; Fungi; Mucoromycota; Mucoromycetes; Mucorales; Mucoraceae.